Messenger RNA from Porites lobata, 12032 nucleotides. Lineage: Eukaryota; Metazoa; Cnidaria; Anthozoa; Scleractinia; Poritidae. The record is from the annotation of a GenBank genome assembly.
AUGAUCUCGGGUUCUAUGAUUGAUGAUAUAACAGUUAUGCCGAAAAAUGUACGGAAGGUAGAGCGAUUAGCAGUCACCUUUUCAAAUACAGUUAGCUGUUCGCCUUUGCAAAAAAAAAAAAUAAUAAUCACCAGACUUGUAGUUGUCAAUAGCGUUAGUAGAACAGAAAAACAGGAUUUCCUUGUUUGCUAAAAGAGUUGGUGAAGUUUUAGUACGUUUCAAGUUUAACGAUAAUUUGCAGACAGAAGUUUAGACUGUUAUUUUUUCAUCUAAUAUGGAUUCGCUUUAAUUCCCAGAUGCUCUGAAUGAAAAUUCUUUUCACUUUUUUUGUCAGUCAGCUUUCAUCGGUAGGAACUUGCGCUGAUCUUUUUUCGUAGAUCCUUCAGUCCGACCCUUUUUUCCACUCCAAAUUUUGCAAAUAGAUUAAGCCUAUAUUCCUUAGGACAGGACAGCGAGAUUCCCAAUACUGGAAAGGCUUCUCCUUAUGAGUAAGACCAUUAAGCUGCUAUUAUUAUUUUGUUAUUCGUUCAUCGAUUCUUCUCCUCACUUUUUUCAUUCAUUCAUUCAUUCAUUCAUCCUUCCAUCCAUCCAUUUAUUCAUCCAUUCAUUCAUUCAUUCAUUCAUUCAUUUAUUCAGACAGUCAGUCAUUCAUAUUUGAAUGUCUGAUUUACUUGUAUUUUUUUAGUGUUCAUUAACAGAUCUUUUGUCUACAGCCACUGUUGCGCCCACGGUCAAUUCUUCACUGCUUCUUCGAUGCGACAGGAAAACCAUUCACUUAACUAAGUCAUCUGGAACAAUUCGCUCCCCAGGCUACCCCCAUGAGUAUGCCGAGAAUCAGCGCUGUACCUGGCGAGUGCAGGUACCUCGUGGAUUCCGCAUUAGGAUUCGUUUUCGACGUCAGUUUGACAUUGAACAAUCACCUCAUUGCUCCAAGGACUAUCUCAUGUUGUCCGAUAAGAAGAAUUUUCGCGACGUUCCCAAAUACUGUGGCAGCAUGAGACCUAGAAGCAGCUUCUUGGUGCCGCAUAACUCCGUCUGGAUUCGGUUCCGAUCGGACAACAACACAACUGGCAAGGGAUUUUACAUAUCCUACACUUCAGAGGGUAAAUACAUUCCCUUCACAUUUCAUCAAUCAAUCCAAGAAAUCAAUCAAUUAAUCAUUAGAAACUGUCGUGAAAACUUGUCAAUAAGGUGAUCCCCGCCAUGUUUUCGUAAUAACGUAACUCGUAUGUAAAAUCCCAGCUACCUUUUGCGUCCCGUUUUCUCAAAAUUGAUCGAUUUAGCAAGAUUAGUGUAAAAUAAACCCUUUUUCCAUUAUUUUUAUGACAUGUAAACGUGAUGUAUCAUUCCGUAGUUCGCUUUCAUUCUCCUCGCGGAGAUUCCAAACGCCAGGCACAGUUACGCCCAUUGCUCUCACUCGAAUGUCUGUUUGUUACACACCUGUGACGUCACAUAGUUACGUGACAUAAACUCGAUCGUUUUCCGGUCACGCGCAAAAUUGCUAGUUUUAAUUCGCAAUAUCGAAAAAAUGCUCUUAUCGGGAAAAGUAAUGUGGAAUAAUAUUUAGUCAAAGUACUUUCCAAAAAAAUAAACAUAAAGAAAUAGAUAUGAAAAAUGGGUAUCGAAAACCUAACACCGGUCCUUUAAUUCAAGACGCUGCUAACUCAGUCGACCUUUCCUUUGAAGAACUUUCUCACUUAUCAAACGAAACACAGCAUAUAUUUUUAUCAUGGCUGACCUUUAGAGAGUUUUUAUGAUUUUUAGUGAACGACUCUACGUUACUGAGUGGCCCAUUCGAUGACCAUUUAACCUUCAUCAAGGCAAAAAUUCAGCAGCAAUACGUCUUCGUAGCUCCAGUCAGUUACAUUUCAUAAAUUUUGCUUUUUUGGACUGCUUGAGAGUUUCAAGGGCUACUAAGACCAGAUUCAUAUAACCAAUGCCCUGUGUUUCACACUUUAUUUUGAUACAGAUGAAAAUGAAUGCAAGAAAGACAUGUGUACAUUCCCAACACUGUGCAGAAAUACAGUUGGUAGCUACGAAUGUGACUGUCCUCCGGGAUAUGCCAACAAAGGUCCAAAACAAUCAGCGCGGUGUGAAGGUAUUUAGCAUAGCCAUUCCUUAACUUUUCUCCGUCUCCCCGCCAAAAGUGGACAAGUCUAUAAGAAAACUGACACCAGGAGAUGCUCCCUCCCAUUGCUCAUUUGUUUUUGUUGACUCCUUAAGGGCACUCUCCAACAGUCACAACUGGCCGGUCGGAAGCUGACAGACGGGUCAUUUUGAAAAAAAUUAGGAUUUUCUGAAGAGUUUUCGCUUAAAAAGCCGUCAACCCUAUGAAUAUACUUAGGAACUGACUGAUCUCACUGGUUGCACAGUUUUGGUAAAGAGUGAAAUUCUCAUUACAAAAUCAUUUAAAUCCGUCGAUCGAUCGCAUGAAGUAUUGUUUGAGAAUUUUUGUCAUUUCAGAGAAAUUUUCAUCCGAGAGAUUUCAUCAUAGUUAAUUGAGUGGAAUGGUUAUGAAACCCGUCAGACUCCUUUGUUAUAUGUUUUUGUGGACCUGAAAGUGCACAACGUUCAAAAGAAUUCCUAUCAUUUUGUUUGUAUUGACCAAUAAAAACGUUGCAUUAAUAUAUUCCGUAACAAUUUGCCAACAGAAAACAAAGGAUUGUGCACUUUCAGGGUGCUUCCAACAUAAACUGCAGCACUGUUGUUUUUAUCAUUGAUGUUUGCCGCUUUUCAUAACCAGUCUCCUCUAAUAACUAUGAUUUCAUGGUGGUUUUAAAUUUAGUAAGUUAUUUCAAUGUUUUAUAAUUGUAGAUAUUGACGAGUGCAAAACAGGCAAUGGCCGAUGUCAGCACAAGUGUGUGAACACAGAGGGAAGCUUUUACUGUAUGUGCAAAAAAGGCUAUAAACUCGCAGCAGAUGAGAGGAGGUGUAAAGGUAACUAGCUUAACGUUGCAGUCACCUGUUGAGUUCAAGAUCGGAAUUUAAGCGAAGGAUGGACACUUCCACGGUUGUUUAAAUUCUUGACAUGGACCAAUCUGGGAAAAUCCGUCGACGCCAUUGGAAAGAGCGCCUUAAAGUAAGUAAAAUUGACAAAUUUGAAAGUGAUACUUAAGCGAGCUAUGAUAUAUAUCGCUCCCCAAAGUUGCGAAAAUUUACAGACGGUUUGUAUGGUGGGAGCAAGUUUGUGCCCUCCACCUUGUGUCUGUAAAACGUCUGUAAAAUUUCGUGAAUAUGAGGAGUUAUAUCUUUGUUAGUUUUCAACAAAUCACUCUCAAACUUGGCAAUUUCACUAAUUUCAAGGCGUUCUUUUCAGUGGUGUCGACGAAUUUUCCCUAACUUGUCCUAAGUUGAAGAAAAAAAACGUACAACGAUCUAUGGCUUAAAGACUUAUUUAAUUAUGGGAUUUCCAUCCUAACAGAUUACCAAUGAAGCCUCGAUUCUUAAAGAAUUCAAUAAACUGUAAAAUCUCAUGCUACUGCAAUACAAUCUUUUAGACAACCUUAAAGGUUUGCUCUAGAGUGCUUUAUUCUCGAUGUCAUUGAUGAUACGCACUUUUGAUACGUUUCUAAAAAUAUUGGUAAUGCUACAACCAAAUUAAGAAUUGCAAACGCCCUAAAAAGUAAAUAAAUUUUAAAAUCGUUUGCAUCAAGUAAUAGGACUGAAUUUCAACGUGUCCCGUCAUUCGCACACCGAUACCAUCGUCAGUUCACAAUUGUGAAGAGGACAAACCCUUACUCCUAAGAUCUUGAAAUAUUUUUGGCGUGUAAAAACAUAAUGAAUUAUAGAAUUAUACCAUCGUUUGAUGUUAAAUAGUGUGGUAGCAAGUGGAUGUUGAUAUUUAUUCUAAAUCUCUAAACACCCAACAAAUUGAUACAUAAUUAUGGCAGUCUUUGUUGAUGUGAUCUUGAGGGUCUGUCCAAUCACCAUUGUGAACGCCGAGAAGGCCUUGGGACCGAGCGCUCAGUUUUUAAGUAUGUGUUAUACAACUUAGCGAUCUCCUUAGAUGAUCAAAAGAGUGACAUAUACGCUGAAACCUCUGGGUCAAUCAACAGCUACAUAAAUCAACGAAGAUGGGAUUGUUGCUCUAGUAAAUACGCGAACCUAUUGUAGAGCAGAAUAGUUAUUUGUUCCACACGGAUUUAAUACAUUAAAAAAGGUAUACAAUGUGUUAUAACGGGACGGUUGUACAGGGACCUCAAAGAUUCAAUUCAAGAUUCAAUUCAAAGGCAAUAAAUUAAAUUUUUAAAUAAAUGAUAAGUCAAUUAGGAGUGUUAUACACUGGAUGUUUGUUCAAUAUUUCAAAGCUCAUGAGCAUUAGAUAAUUCUCGUUUACUGAUGUUGCUGUAAUUAUAGGUAAAUUAUUUUCACCUUAUGGAUACCUUGUUUUUAAAUGAAAAACAAUAUGAUUAAAUAUUUACAAGGCAUAUAAAGUAAACGCAUAUACGUUAUGUUUACUCUGCUCCAUAGCCAUCGACUUUACUUGAGAAUAUGACCUAACGAUAGCUAACUAUAUGAGGGAACCUUGGGUUAAAGCGUGGUUUGCGUUUUCAAUAGAGAGGUAAUCAGGUACACAUUUCCAGGCAGAUAAAAGGUCAAAAUUUCGAAGAAGAUGUAAAUUUUAGAAAAAAGGCGAAUGGCCAAUUUUACAACAAGUACAUGAUGUAUGGUCAUGUAAUUAAUGCAUGGUUUUGGGCACUUUUUUUUUCUUGGCUUUUCCCUCAUUUUUUUUUGGCCUGAUUUUCUUUUAUAGACUUGUUUAUUAAAUUUUCUGCCGAAAAACUGUCAUUUGCACCAAGUCAGCUUUACUUGAGAUUAUUAGCUGAAUGCUUACAACAUGUGCUGUGUUUUUUUUUUUUUUUUUUUUUGAAAUCAGCGUGAAAACGCGACACGUGUGCUGACCAAAAAAAAACAAUUAAACAAAGAAAAGGUAUACUGAGACAGUUGCAGGAUUUAUGACAUAUUAAUUUGAGUCACUGCUUUUAUUUUCGCUUCACUUUUAUUUCAGCAAUUCAGAUCAACAAACGAGCUUUCUUACUCGAUACACAAGCAGGAGAUCCCAAAUAAACUUGAUGUAGGCUAGCAAGGAACUGAACUUUAUUAGUUCUCCCUGUUAGAAGAAGUCCUUGCCCGCUGACUUUUCGUGGAACAUUUAGGCUAUCAUAUCAUACUUCGUAAGGAUGAACUAAAUUUCCAAGCAUGUCAUAAAGUUGUCUCCUCUUCGUGAGCCGCGAAAAAGCUUCCCUGAAAAACAGAUAAUCAUACUUAGAGAAAUAAGUUCAAAAUUAUCACGUUACAAACAGUUUUUUUUAAAAGAUCACUCAACUUGAAUUUUUAAAAUUGCCUGUGAGAAAAAAUUGCUGGAUUUCUGGACUGGGUGCAGUGAACAAUACGUUUAAAUGACGAAAUAUAAUACACCAGUUUUUAAGACAAGCCUUGCGUGGAAAUGAAAACUAGAAAGUGGUCUGAAAAGCCAGGUAGAAAAAGUGAGUUAUCUUUAUAUUUUACAAGGAAAAAAAAAAGAAAUUAAAGAUGAACAGACGAAAACUGAUUUCUCUUUAAGCUUAUCAUUUUUUCUUGCUCAGUCCAUCACUAAGACCAAGUGUAGCGAAAGGCUAGAAUGAUAUAAGUUUAAUCUUUUCGUUUAAAAAAUCUCGAUUUCACCCUGUAAUAUAAAAAAAAUCAUUAUUUUUCCUGUUCCGAAAUGAGGAUUUUAGGGCACAACUCGUGCGCCAUAAAUCCUCAAUUUCUCUAUAAUUAUGCCACUUCUGCGUUCAUGCUUGAAUAGUCUGACGCCUUAUUGUCAUCGUAAAUGACCGACCAUCUUUCCCGAUAACGCUGAUAGCCGUGAACCUAUAGUAGGUAUAAUCAAACAAAAUCAUAUUUAUCGCUACAAUCCUAAGCUAAAUCGCAGUUCCUUUACUUUUGCAUCUCUGUCCAUAGGAAAGAAAAAUGCAAAAACCCUAGUCGUGAAUCGAAGCAAUCCUUUCCAUAGAGUCUUCUCUACUACGGCUAAAAUGGAACAGAGAAAACUCUGUUCAUAACAACCAAAAUACUCGAAAGUCAUGGAGAGUCUUUUCGUUUGAAAAGUCUAUCUCUACGAAACUAAUUGACAAACUGUUUUAUAACCGCAAGAAAACAACAUGGCUUCCACCUACGCAACAACCUCCGUGGUUUUCACGCCUUUUACACGGAUUCACUACCCUUUAUAUGUCACUGUACUUUGCCCCACCAAAACCUACUUCGACCCAGCCUUCAGUUCUUCGAAUAUUUUGGCAGGAUAUGAGCGCCACCCAAAUAUUAAAACGGCGGAAAUCGAGCCAGCCUCUGACCACAAAGAUCAAAACUAACAGCUAAUAAUUAUCCGUGAUAAACGUUUUCAAAGUGGAGAACCAAGAAGUUAAGUUGUUUGGCAUGUGGUGCAUGACCCAUUGACUCGCAGUAAUAGAUAAACACGACCGUGAGUGUUUUAUGUAUCAGGUAAAACGGAAGUCUCGAGCAAAAGUAUGCACGGUAAUUUGCACCUCGCAAGCAAAACAUCACCCUAGUGUUCUUUUGGUGUUCGUUGCUAGUGCGUGUCUGUGAAAAAAUCUAUGGUCUUUCUUCAUGAACUAAAUUUGAUACUGAAUGGAAAUAAACUUAACAAACUAACAUAAAGAUUAAGCGUGACUUGGUUGGAAGCCACUUAUCUUGAGGUGACUAGAAAGCCCCUCCAGCACUGUAUAGAAAACCACUUUAUGGUACCGCCAGUGUAAUACCAUAGCUUUAAUACAAAUAAAACACCCUUUUCAAUGAUGCUUUUAUCGGAUAAUAUAACGUCUGAAGUUAAAAAUACCCGUCUUGAUACUUGUUUGCGGUAGAGAACAUCCGUUUCUGCUUUACUAGAACUGUUCUUGGGAAUGCUCCAACAUGCCAAGUAUCGCAAGUGUAACAAGUUUCUUGUUACCGCUGGACUUUGUCCUUAUGUAUUCUCCUCGGCUUUCAUCAGAAGUAACAGUUAAAAGCUCUUGACGAGUUCUAAGGUCAAAACAACUAAAAAUCAAGUUACGCUCGCUAGUUUUAAAUUUAAAUGGAACCUGUCAAAUGGCUACCCCGUUGCUUAUUCUGUGAUGCGGACAUUAUCUUGUUUCCUAUCGCACGGCCGUCUUUCUUCCGCCUGAACAUGACAGAGAUCUCAGUAAUUUGCUUAAUGAAAAAUAUUUAACCCGAACACCUUUUCCUUGCCAGAGCUCCAGUUUGAAGUGUGAUUCAAUUAGGAACAUCCUCGACAACAGUCGUUGGAAUUUAUGUAACCAUAUCCUAAUGCUAUUGAACUCAUUAGAAUGUCGUUUUUUUUUCUUUUUAGAAAUAAUUCCUAGUAACCUAACAGCAACGAUAAAAAUUAGAUAAGCAACGUGUUAAUAGCACACCAUAAGCAUUAAUAAUACCAAAUUCAAAGCUAUUGCAUUAAAAUCUCUGGAAACUGUUAUUUGAAAUAAGGCCUGGUCUGCAAUUAGUACUUCAGCACUUAUGACACUUUUUUUUUAUAAGAAUGCCGCUUUUCCGGCCCAGGUUAGCUGAAUAUUUUUAUUUUUCUGACGAUUUUAGGCUUUAAAUAUCCUUGUAAAGCUUAGGACUUUUUCGUUUUAGAAUGUAUUGGGGUAUAAAUUACAGUUGAUGCAGGUUCUGGUUUUGGUUGCUAGUCUUACCGUUUAGAGAAAGAGCUUUAGCAUCGACGACGGCGUCGGCAGCGAAAACGUCACUUAAAAUGAAUUCGUGUUUUUUCAAACCGCCUCUUUAAAACGUACGUGAAAUUAGGCAUUUGCACGUCGUCGUAGUCGUGCACUGACGGCAGAGAAAUGUACAAAAAGCGUGAUGUACGUGCAAAGUUUUUGUUUCAAACGUGUUGCUUUUUUGGCGUUCUCGUUGCUAUCGCCGUUGUCGUUGCUUAAGUUCCCUGUUCUUAUGAAAUCUCAUCUUUAUGCAGCUAGAUGAAUCGUCCUCCUACUCAUUGUUUUCUUGUUAGCUCGCUUCAUUUUCACUCAAAACUCUUACUAGCCUUUGCCCUCUGAUAAAAUAAUUUAUGAUAAUAACUAAGCACUCAACCAUCACAGUCUUCGGUACUUUCACUGCACUUGGACAACCACAACUUGAAAUUUCCUUAUCACGUCGGCUACGUCAGUCCAUGGACGACGCAAAAACACGACCAGAAAUUUCCCCCUCCCUUUCUAAACUUGGGCGUGGUCCCUAAGAGUUCCACUACAGGGAAAUUCACCUACAUUUGACAUUUAAGCGCGAAUAACCGCGAAAAAAAAUUGUAAAAACGCGAGUUCAUUUUAAUAGUGACGUUUCGUUGCCGUCAUCACGUGUUUGAUACAACUUCCAAAACAACCUGUACACACAACGAGAAGUUUUUCAUCACGUAUCAAACACGCCACCGGGCACGGUUUACUUUGACUUUGGAUUAGUAAUGCUGAUUUUUAGAAAAGCGUUUGUAAUUCAGUAUGCACGCAUGUUUGCUUUCCAGAGAAAAAAAAUUAUCAAGCUUGAAUCACGAAAUUUCUCGCUAUACUUUUCAUUUUUGUGGUAGAAAGAAACUUCCUUUUUACAUUUCGCGUCUCAGCUCGGUGUUCCUUGACAUUCAUGCAACUAAAGAUAUUUCCUAACAAUGAUUGUAUCCAGUCUAAAAUCAAUGAACUGAAAUUCCACUACCGAUUAACUUUCCAAAUUUUAGCUCAAAGAAGCAUGAUAGCUUUUAUGUCAAACUCAAUCCGCGCCUCGUACAUUGCAGAUUUUGUCCCAUUUUCAAACAGUAAGCAAUAGUCAAGACAGAAACAUUCGUUUAAAUUUAAAGGCAUAAAAACUUCUACCAAAAACUAGUAAUUUUCAGUUUGCUUGCUAAUUUUCGUGUUUUGUACACAUGUACUGAAUAGCAUAGAUCAGUAACGAAUACCUGCCCAGCUGUCGUUUAGUCUCUGAUGGUUCUAAUGAACAGUGGAGUUCCCUAUUUUUUACUGAGUAUGUUUUACAAGCCUACAAUCGAAGAUAAUGCCUUUAUUCUAACCUUCCCAUCACUAUAAUAGUACCAAGUUAACUAGUUUCAAAAUAAGUUAUAUUAACUUACUUGACUGUCGUGUUAAUUUUUGCUCUCAUGUCCUUCUUUCUUCUCAGCAGAUCAAAAUGAGUGCAACAGGAACAAUGGCGGCUGUUCUCACUUGUGCGUGAAUUCUCGAUCGUCUCAUUACUGUUCCUGCCCUCACGAAUACGUCCUUCAUUCAGAUAAAAAGACCUGCUAUCCAGGUAAUAUGUUUAUGCGUUAAAUACCUUAUAACUGUCGCAAAAAACCGCUAAUACAGAGAACUUUUAACUGUGAGUGCUCCCGUUGUGUUCCAGAGAGGCAGAAAAAAGAUAUGCUAAAUUCUUAAUAUUGCGUUGUUUUCCAGUAUGUUACUGAAUCCCUUCGCAGGAUUAAUUGCGUGAGAGAAAGUCUAACCACAACGGAACUGACGAAAAGCCACUACUAGUUACGUUCAGUUCUUCUUUUCCCCGGUGUAAAUUAAUAAAUCAAGGAAAUGUCAUCGGCAAAUUGUCAAUUUGCACCAAACUCGCGAAAUCCGGCCAAAAAAGAUCAAUUUUACGGACUUGCUACGUGUCGGUAUGGUACUUAGAUUCCAUUCACAAAAGCCAUUAUUUCGAUUAUAGCCAAGGUUUUUACUUGAUUCAAACGUAUCCCUUAUCGGAAAGACGCAAUAUAAAAGUUACGUAGGUGCUCUACAGUGAAUUAGAAAGUAGACAUCGCGUUGUGGGUGUGGCUGGGUUUGUUACUCCUAAAAGUCGAAAGAAAACUCUUGGAAACCCUUUUUUCGUGUCGGUCGAAUAAAGAGGAAUCUCUACAGCGUGGAUUACAGUGUAAGAGCAAUCUAAAAAGUAGUCUGAAGGUUUUGAGCUUGUUAGUUUGGGAUCAUGUUAAUCCUCUCAUUCUAAUUCCACUUGUUAACAGCACUCUUGUCAUUAAUGCUAUAAAUCUGUUAUUGAUGCUCGCAUCAAAGACACUGAGGAGUGCUCACGAGCUGCAUUUUUCUGGUUUUUUAAACUGUUUUGGGAAGAAUUAAUUGCUUUUUUGCUUGAACACCUUGCAUUUCACCUUAGUUCUUGAUGAAAAAAAGAAUGGAAAUCAAGAGAUUUUUCAAGCAAAACUAACAGAAAUGUUUUACAACUGAAGAUUUACUUAUGGUCCUCCGUUGAAUAAAUUUCGGCUUCCCUCAGUUUGGGAAACUCAAUAAACAGUUCUGUUUAGUUAAAAAUCAUAUUUAAACCUGUUUGUCUUCGAUUAACUUCAAUGUGCGUUAAACACUUUACAAAGAGGGUCAGAGUCUUUUAAAGAAAUUUGUCAGUGUUUCCGGUAUUGCUGUCUCUUAUUAAAUACUGGUUUUACGGGGAUCGUUUUUGCCAGAUUGCCUUUUAUAGUUAAAGGAGGUUUCCUGGCGUGUCCCUACCGAAAUUGGGAAUAUCACCUUUCUAUUGACAGACGUCACUGUCACAUGAACCAGAGAGCUUCCUAGUACAGUGCACCUAGGGUUAGUGGUGCCGACUUGCCUAUUCUUAGUCGCUCGACUUAACACUAUGAAAGGCUUGAACCCAGAGGUCAUUUCAUAAGUAGGUUGAGUACGAUCGUCCGGGUGAACGUAGUCUCCUGAAUAGAACUGUUGUUGUUGACAGUGAACAGUUAGUAGUCACAGUUACCGGCACCGUACAAACGACUUAUUGACGAAAUAAAGCAAACCUAACUACAAGAGAAUGACUGGGCAACUGAUAAUUUGACUAACAGUAAACGAUUAACUGUGACGAUAGACGGAUCGAAACGCACCGAUGACAUUACGAGUCUUCAUAGCCAAUAACAUCACGGCUUAACUGACAGACGACCAAUAACAUCACAACUUAAUUGACCAAUCAGGUCAAUAAUCAGAGUUUAAUACCAUCAACUGACGGAAUACAACUCACUUUGACUCUGAAGAUGACUACCGCACAGGUUGUCGAAACGUCAGUCACUGUCAUCAAAAACAGUCCUAUUCAAGACUGACUCAAGACUAUAUGCAACCGGACCAUCAUACUCAACCUACUGACUUAACUCUCAAGGGCACCCAACGUCAAUUUUCGGAAAAUUUCUGUUCGGAAGACGAAUUGAGAUCUGUUCCCUUAGUAAGGCAUGCAAACGUCUCUCUUUAAGGCCAUCCAAGGGUUGUCCGUCUUAGGCACAGUCUGAACUGUUGUCAAAGAAGAUCUAACAUCAUAUUUUAUUCCUUUUUCUACUUAUAGAAAUAUCAUUCUAUGAUAAGCAGUACACAGUGACUGUCAGUGAAGAUGAACAGCCCAACACCGUGAUUACCAAAGUGCAGGCUAGGACAUUUCCCCUCACACACAGUAUCACCUACACUCUACUGUCAGAAAACCUUAAAAAGCCCUCUCUGUUCGCAAUCAACUCUAGAACUGGGGAAAUUAUGGUCAAACAUAUACUUGCCAGGGUCAAAGUUCGAAAUUUUUUGCUCGAGUUGGAGGCAAGCUUUCAAGUUCCUGAUAAUCCUGGUGAUCGUCAACGUCGAUCCACAAAAUACUUUCUGCUCAUCAACGUUCGAGACCCCCAAAGUGAAAACACGCUUUCUUUUACAAAUUCAACAUAUCACCUAAAGAUCCCAUGCAACGUGUCUCAAGAUGAAACGGUUUUCCGAGUACAAACCGCUGAUACAGAGAACAGCAGGCAUCUGCGAAUAAGAUACAGAUUUCAAAAGAAACUGGACUACUUCCACAUCACGCCUAACGGGAAAAUGAAGGUGAAAAGGAGCCUUCUGUUGUACUGCUUUCUUACUCCUGCCAAAACCUUCCAAACCACCCUCAUUGCGCGAGACACCAGUGGCGUGAGGAGAAAUGCGCACGCUCUGAUGCGAAUAGUGGUAACUCCACCAGGACAGCUCUACAAAGUUACUGCAAGCGUGAUUCCUGACACUAAAAACACCAUAACACCCCCACAGCCUGUAAAAUCAAGCCAUGAGAAAUGA